Molecule: messenger RNA, 2499 nt
Organism: Schistocerca piceifrons (Central American locust)
Lineage: Eukaryota; Metazoa; Arthropoda; Insecta; Orthoptera; Acrididae
Gene: Oseg5
Product: intraflagellar transport protein 80 homolog
Exons: 16
Coding region: 34-2334 (766 amino acids)
Biological process (GO): cilium assembly
Cellular component (GO): centrosome; intraciliary transport particle B; cilium
Molecular function (GO): protein binding
Source: RefSeq, a predicted model, not a curated record
UGCUCCUAAGAGUCCGGGAGUAUCGGCAGUAUCAUGCGUUUCCAAACUUCUCUUGCAAAUGAGCCACAACAUAAGGACGUAGUGACAUGUGUUACGUGGAAUACUACCGAAGAAAUUUAUUCCUGUGGGGAUGAUCACGUUCUUCUGAAGUGGAAUCUCAUCACAAAUGAAACAACAAAAGUUACCGACUUUCCAAAUGACUUUUAUCCAACUGAUCUACAUUAUUUUCCAAAACUGCAGUCAUCUAUCAAAAAACAAGGACUGGACAUUUUACUUAUAAGUACAGCAGAUGGUAAAUUCCAUUUGGUCAACAAAAAUGGAAGAAUAGAGAAAUCAGUUGAUGCUCACAAAGGAGCCAUUUUUAGUGCUCGUUGGAGCUAUGAUGGUGCAGGGCUUCUAACAGCUGGAGAAGAUGGCCAAGUUAAAGUGUGGUCACGUAGUGGAAUGCUUAGGUCAACUGUCAUGCAUACUGACUGCCCUGUUUACUGUGCCUUGUGGAGUCCAGAUUCAAAUCAGAUUUUAUACACCUCAGGCAAGAACUUAACCAUUAAACCACUGGCACCAAACAACAAGCCCCUCAAGUGGAAAGCACAUGAUGGAUUGAUUCUGAAGGCUGCAUGGAAUUCUAGCAACAAUCUCAUAGUCUCAGGUGGAGAAGAUUGUCGAUAUAAGGUGUGGGACACAUAUGGAAGACAGCUGUACUGCAGUUCAGUUCACGACUACCCAAUUACAUCUGUUUCAUGGACACCUGAAGGAGACUUAUUUGCUGUUGGUUCUUUCAAUACCCUGAGACUGUGUGACAAAUGUGGAUGGUCCUAUUCUUUGGAGAAAGUCAGAACUGGAAGCCUAUUUAAUAUAUCUUGGUCAAGUGAUGGAACCCACAUUGCAGGUGCCUGUGGAAACGGGCAUGUAAUAUUUGCUCACACUGUUGAGAGGAGGUUGGAAUGGAAGAAUUAUGAAGCAACGGUCACUGAUCGUAAAUCAAUUUCAGUUCAUAAUGUGAGUGAUGAUACUUGGGAAAAACUUGAAUUUCCAGAUCGAGUGAUAAGAUUAUCUUUUGGAUAUAACCAUUUGGUAGUGAUCACACCCACACAGUGCCAUAUUUACAGUACAAAGAAUUGGAAUACGCCAGCCAUUUUUGAUCUACGAGAGGGAACAGUGUCUAUGCUGCUACUUGCCGAAAGACACUUUGUUAUUGUUGGAAAGUCAUACUUCACAUUACAUGGUUAUGAUGGUCGAUUGCUGUGCUCUCCAAAAUGGGGAGGAAUGCAACCAGAAACUCUUAGCCCCAUGUUUGUCAGCACUAGCUGUGAUACACUGGCUGUCAGAGAUCAAGUGGAUGAUAGGGUCUUGCAUCUUUUUGAAAUAGGAAGUACUCGUUCUAUAGCAGAACUUCCAACUAUUUCACAUAGCAUGAGUGUCAUGGAGAUUGCCUUGAAUCAAGCGGGAUCUUCACUGAUGAGACAGCUUGCCAUUAUUGACAAAAAUCGUGAUUUGUAUGUGUCAACCAUAAGAGGCAUGGCAACACGGAAACUAAGAAAACUUGGAUCAAUGGUCCAAUGUCUGAGGUGGAAUUGUGAUGCCAACAUUUUGGCUGCCAUUCAAGAUACAAGACUGUCUGUCUGGUAUUAUCCUCCUGUUUUGCACAUUGAUAAGAGGCUUGUUAAGAAGACAGUGUUAGUAAAAGACAUCAGUGAAUUUGGAAAAACCCCAGUGAUUGUUAGUUUUGUAGGGAACCAUUUAGGCAUCAGACGUACUGAUGGCUCUUUGGUUAACUGCAGUAUUUCACCCUAUCCAUCAGUUCUGCAUAACUAUGCUGCUUCUUCUAAUUGGAGUGAUGCUUUGAAACUAUGCCGACUUGUCAAGGAUCCAAUUUUAUGGGCUUGCCUUGCUGCUAUAGCAACACAUGCCAAAGAGUUAAAUACAGCUGAAGAAGCAUAUGCAGCUAUUGAUGAAGUGGAUAAAGUUCUCUAUAUCCAACGUAUUAAGGAAAUCCCAGUUGCAGCUGCUAAAGUAGCUGAAGUGUCACUGCUUGCUGGAAGUACACAAGAUGCCGAAAAUACACUACUGCAAAAUGGACUGAUAUACAGAGCUAUUAUGAUGAAUAUUGAUUUUUAUAAUUGGACAAGAGCAAUGGAACUGGCUAUAAAGCAUAAAACACACAUUGAUACUGUGUUAUACCACCGUCAAAAAUACUUAAAUGACUUUUCUAAAACUGAAACACUAGAAAUGUUCCUGCAGUUGCAUAAUGAGGUUGAGAUUGAUGAGGAGAAAAUCACAGCAAAAGAACGGAUGGAGCUUGAAGCUGAGCAGCAGAAUUACUCCAUAAAAUAAAGUUCCUGUUGUGAAGCAACUUGGUCCCAUUACAUGAAGCACCAUGGCAUGUUGUAACACUGUGUUUGUAAUAAGGAGUUCAAAAUUUCCUCCUUUACUAGUAGUUUAUUUCUAACUUAUACCAACAUUAUUGUAAUGCAUGUUAGAAGCUUGUAGCAGGCAUAA